CGUAAGUUGCGCGCUCCUCAGUGUUGUGUGUACCGUGCAUGUCACAGUAAUAUCCUUGUCAUUAUAACUACACUUCAUUUCCAUUUUUGCUUAUAGGUGGCAGCUCAUACCCGGUCCUGGUGCUGCGCCUCCUCGGAGAUUCUACUCGCCGAUGCUUCUACAUACUAGGUCCGUGCGCCCUUAAAUAAUCUGCACUUUGGGGCUUUGUAAGUCGUCUUUUCUCUGUCUUCUUCGUGUGUUCCCCGCCUUUGCAACUCACUUUGCAUUUGUGAGUUAGCAUAACUUGAACUCCGAGAUAACUUCUACCCAACAACAGCCACCUCCAAUCAUGUCCAACACAAAGUCAGGGAGUGUCGAGAAGCAACUCCCAGAACUUCCUGAGGAUUGGAAACCUCCCUUGGGGUCCCGCGCUCAGCAGACCUUUGCGUUUCUCUGCACUCUCAUUCUUAACCAGCCUAAUCUCGAGAAAUUAUGGCGGGAGGUGAGAAAGGAAACGGGGUGGCAGAAGUAUAACGAUCGCUUGCACCACGAGGCGGUAGGUCUUCAUGUGGGCCAAGCACUGGUUUUUCUUGCGAGCAUGAUGUGCAUCUGGAAUACGCCACAUGGCGCUCAAAAUUUCGACGCCACUUCCAUCGAGUAUUGUUUUGCGCUGCUACACACGUCGUCCAUCUUCUCUGUCAUAGGACUACUUUUCCAGGUGUGCUUUUUCAGAUCAAACUUGAUGAUAGAGCUUUAUGAAAUUGGUAAAAAGGACAAGAAAUCAUUUGGGUUGGGGCGUUACGAUGUCUUGUAUCACGUCGGCUUGUUUCGUAUGUCCCAAUUCUGUCUUGCCUACUCUUUGGCAUCUAUCCUGGGCGCUCUUUCCAUCAUCCUUCUGGGGGCGAAUUACAUUAACUCUCUUACAGGAGUUGUGACUCUCGGCAAAUUCUUGGACGAUUUUUUUAUGCAGCGUCAUGUCAGUUUGGUGUGUCUCCUGUCUGCUAGUGUAUGGUUUGGCAUUUUCGUCCGUUCCAAAUUUUUCACAUAAUCGUGAUACACCUCUGGUGUUUUACUUUUCUGGUAGAACUCCUGAUAUUUAAUACCUAUGUGCUUGUUUCUCUAAUUUUAUACACGUUUAAUCAACUUGUGCC
Molecule: messenger RNA, 1130 nt
Organism: Suillus discolor
Lineage: Eukaryota; Fungi; Basidiomycota; Agaricomycetes; Boletales; Suillaceae
Exons: 5
Coding region: 329-1027 (232 amino acids)
Source: RefSeq, a predicted model, not a curated record